Orycteropus afer afer is the source of this 1413-nucleotide messenger RNA. RefSeq names its product aarF domain containing kinase 1 (gene ADCK1). The record is from RefSeq and is a predicted model, not a curated record. Gene Ontology annotation, cellular component: mitochondrial inner membrane. Lineage: Eukaryota; Metazoa; Chordata; Mammalia; Tubulidentata; Orycteropodidae. Gene Ontology annotation, biological process: lipid homeostasis; mitochondrion organization.
AUGGCCAGAAGGGCUCUAAAGCUUGCUUCAUGGACCAGUGUGGCUCUUGCCGCCUCUGGCUUCUACCUCUACAGUAACAAAUAUCUGGACCCUAAUGACUUUGGCGCUGUCAGGGUUGGCAGAGCAGUUGCUACGACAGCCGUCAUCAGUUAUGACUACCUCACCUCCCUGAGGAGUGUCCCCUAUGGCUCAGAGGAGUACCUGCAGCUUCGAUCCAAGGUACACCUUCGCUCUGCCAGGCGACUCUGUGAGCUCUGCUGUGCCAACCGGGGCACUUUCAUCAAGGUGGGCCAGCACCUGGGGGCUCUGGACUACCUGCUGCCGGAGGAGUAUACUAGCACUCUGAAGGUGCUUCACAGCCAGGCCCCGCAGAGCAGCAUGCAAGAGGUCCGCCAGGUCAUCCGUGAGGACCUGGGCAAGGAGAUCCACGAUUUGUUUCUGAGCUUUGAUGACACCCCUCUGGGGGCUGCCUCUCUGGCUCAGGUCCACAAGGCGGUGCUGCAUGAUGGGCGGACAGUGGCUGUGAAAGUCCAGCACCCAAAGGUGCAGGCUCAGAGCUCAAAGGACAUUCUCCUGAUGGAGGUCCCACGAAUCUAUUGGGAGCUCUCCACCAAGCGGGUCCUUCUGAUGGAGUUUGUGGAUGGCGGACAGGUCAAUGACAGGAGCUACAUGGAGAGGAACAAGAUCGACGUCAAUGAGGUCUCGCGCCACCUGGGCAAGAUGUACAGUGAGAUGAUCUUUGUCAACGGCUUCGUGCACUGUGAUCCUCACCCUGGCAAUGUGCUGGUGCGGAAGCACCCGGGCACAGGCAAGGCAGAGAUUAUCCUGUUGGACCAUGGACUGUACCAGGUACUCACGGAAAACUUCCGCCUGGAUUACUGCCACCUCUGGCAGUCUCUGAUCUGGACAGACAUGAGGAGGGUGAAGAAGUACAGCCAGCGCCUGGGAGCCGGUGAGCUCUACCCCUUGUUUGCCUGCAUGCUGACGGCCCGGUCAUGGAAUUCAGUCAACAGGGGCAUUGGCCAAGCUCCGGUCACUGCCGCUGAGGAAUUGGAAAUCCGGGACAAUGCGGCCAACUACCUUCCCCAGAUCAGCCAGCUCCUCAACCGUGUGCCGCGCCAGAUGCUGCUGAUCUUCAAGACCAACGACCUACUGCGUGGCAUCGAGGCUGCCCUGGGCACCCGCGCCAGUGCCAGCUCCUUCCUCAACAUGUCACGCUGUUGCAUCAGGGCUCUGGCCCUGCACAAGAAGAAGAGUACCUGCUCGUUUUUCAGAAGGACCCAGAUCUCUUUGAGUGAAGCCUUCAGCCUAUGGAAGAUUGACCUUCAUGAAUUCAUUCUGAGUGUGAAAGGGUUGAAGCUGGCCAGCUGGGUCUUGGCCCUGCUUUGCUGGCUCAUUCCUGCUUCACACUGA